This is a messenger RNA of Eufriesea mexicana, 2221 nucleotides long. Its product is annotated as protein SERAC1. The record is from RefSeq and is a predicted model, not a curated record. The transcript is spliced from 15 exons. Lineage: Eukaryota; Metazoa; Arthropoda; Insecta; Hymenoptera; Apidae. The coding region runs from base 77 to 2221 and encodes 714 amino acids.
UAUAAUGUUAAUUGUCCUUUAAAACAUUAACAUUAUACAAAAUUGAGUUUUCGAUCAAGUAGAAUAUUUUUCUACAAUGGGAAUACAGUCGUAUAAAAGAUAUAUAGAGUAUAUAAAAUCUUCUGGAAUAUGCAUUGUUGUGGUUGGAGGCUGUUGGUUUUUGUAUCAGUUGCGACAAAUAUCACAAAUUUUGCAGUCCUCUGUACCCACUAAUGUUCUGAGUAAGGAGCAACCACAUACACAAUAUAUAUAUGUUGAUGAUCCACGUUUCAAAGAUGUUCUCAUGUUAAAGAAAAUUGAAAAUUUGCAAUCAUCUGUACCAUUGAAAUCACUUUCAUUUGACCAUACCAUAAUGAAAUGGUGGAAAUCAUUAACCCGUAACAUGGCAUAUAAAUUAUUAUAUAUUGCACAACAUGGUAAUAAUUCAGAACGUUUGAAGGCUCUUUGUUCUCUUUAUUCCUUAAAACAUUUGAAAGAUUGGCAUUAUCAGCAUAUCGCACAAAUGUUAGAUGCUAAAACUGCAGUAUCCCUUGCAAGAAUGCCAAAUGUUGAUACAAGAUUUUUUUUGAAACCACCAUAUUAUCAUGUAAAGCAUCGAUUUCAGGAUGUAUUAGAAAAAGUACAUCAAUUGCUUCUUUACUUAAAUUCAUUAUGUAGGAAUACACAUCCAUGUCUUACCCAAUUUCUUAAUAAAAACUUUAAAGAUACACCUUCUGAUAGUUUGAUACUUGAUCACGAUUUAACAAACUUAGGGCUGGCUGUAGCUCCAGCCAUAGCUUGGGAUGAAGAAUUAUUACAAAGUUGUGUUCAAGCAUUAUGCCAUCAUUCUGGCCUUGAGCAAUACAGCAAAGAUAUUAUUGAUGCUGGUGGUCUUCCAUUACUAAUGGUGCUAAAGAAAAUUUUUAAUGAUAACAUUAAUGUGUGUAUAUUACUUGCAAAAAUAAUUUCUAAUAUUUCACUCCAUUCAGAGUAUUUGCAAGAUAUUUUUCAAGCAGGUUGGAUUGGAACAUUGGUAGAAUGGUCUCAUAGCAGUGAUAUAAGAUUAUCAGCAAUAGCUAGUCGUGCAUUGGCAAAUUUAGAUAUGAAUGAGAAUGAACAUGUUAAAUACCCGAGAUGUAUCUAUCUUCUGCAUCCUUUGCAUAAAACUAAAGUAAAUACGAAAUUGGAUGUAAUUUUUUUACAUGGUCUACUUGGUGGUGUAUUUAUAACAUGGAGGCAAAGAGAUUUAGAUACACCUGAAGUUGGGGUUGUAGAUCCUUACAUCAUACAAGAUGGGAUCAAUUUUUCAAGUUUAAUAGAUGACCAAUCACAAGAAUUUUUGAAAGAUUUAGCUUAUGAUUUAAGGAAACGUGAAUGGGAUAAAGUAGGACAGGAUUUUGAACUAGUUUUAGAUGAUUGCCCUCAAAACUCUACUUCUAGAGGGAGUGGACCAUUUGUCUGUAGCGGGAAUGAUGUAUCUAUGGAUAAAAUUUAUUAUGAUAAGCAACAUAAAACACAGUGUUGGCCUAAAGAUUGGUUACCAGAGGAUGUCCCAUAUAUUCGAGUUAUUGGGGUAAAUUAUGACACUAAUUUGUCAAUGUGGAUAUCUUCAUGUCCAAUAGAGGGUGCAAAAACUACUAUGGGCGGAAGAAGUAAAGAAUAUAUAAAAAAAUUAUUAACUGCAGGUAUUGGAAAACGACCAAUGAUUUGGGUAUGUCACUCAAUGGGUGGUUUAUUAGUAAAAAGAAUGCUUGUAAAUGAAUGGAAAAAUGGUGAUCAAAAUGAUAUAUGUAAAAAUACACGGAGUAUAGUAUUUUAUAGCACUCCACAUCGAGGUUCUCGCGUAGCGGCAUUAAAACAAGCAACACAAAUGGUACUAUGGCCAUCAAUUGAAGUGCAAGAACUUCGUGAAGAAUCUCCGCAAUUAUUAGAAUUACAUAAUGAAUUCCUCGACAUGUUAAAAGAAUAUCCUAUAGAAAUCGUUAGUUUUAGUGAAACUAAAUCUACCCACAUAACACCAUUAAAUGUUCCAUUUCAGUUUGUUACUUCUAAUUCGUCAGAUCCCGGAGUAGGUGAAUUUUAUGAAAUUGCACAAGAUCAUUUGACCAUAUGUAAACCAGCUAGCAGACAUUCUUUCUUAUAUCGAAAACUAUUAAGCGUUCUAAACCGUCAUGUAACUCACGAAAAAUCAACUAUUUCUCCAAUUAUGGAACUGCUGUCAUUACCAAGUAAAUUAUUAUAA